Messenger RNA from Aphanomyces invadans, 3668 nucleotides. RefSeq lists its product as hypothetical. The coding region runs from base 91 to 3660 and encodes 1189 amino acids. Gene Ontology annotation, cellular component: membrane. The transcript has a single exon. The record is from RefSeq and is a predicted model, not a curated record. Gene Ontology annotation, molecular function: ABC-type transporter activity; ATP hydrolysis activity; ATP binding. Lineage: Eukaryota; Oomycota; Saprolegniomycetes; Saprolegniales; Verrucalvaceae. Gene Ontology annotation, biological process: transmembrane transport.
GCUGCAUUCGAAACGUGCUUCCUUACCUCGCGGUAGGUGCUGUCCGCAUUUUUGUCGUGCCAUGGGGCGACGGUCGCCCUCGUUGGCGCCAUGCAAGUCGUGAUCAUCGCCAUGACGUACGUGGGACCGAUGGCUGUGAAGGCGAUUCUUCAAGCCAUCGAAGGCUCCGAUUUCCACAUGGUCGUGGUGAUCCAGGCCCUUGCCAUGCUCGUGGCGUCGAAAAUCCUGUCUGCGUUCGUGACCGCUCAUGCUGACUUGAUCACGCAACGCAUGGUCCUUCAAUGCACGUCCGCUCUUCAGCACAUGCUGUUUCUUAAGACUCUGCGGCUGGACGCGGCGCGGCGCCGGGAAAAGACCGCCGGGGAUAUUGCCAACUUGUUUUCGUCCGACAUGCAGUGGAUCACUGCGUUUGCGACGACGGUGAACCAAGUGUGGACGGCUCCCGUUCGAGUCAUCGUGACGCUCGUUAUGUUGUACAACGUGAUCGGAUGGGCGGCGUUCGUCGGGUCCGGCGCGCUGGCCCUAGCAUUCGCGGUGAACCACAGCAUUACGAUCUUACAACGGCGUCUUCUCGCAACGUACAUGCUCAAGAAAGACGGCCGGAUGAAGGCCGUCGCUGAGAUCUUCGGCAACAUGAAAAUCGUCAAGCUACAAACAGAGGAAGCACGCCUCGAGGCCAAGAUAACCGCGCUCCGCAGGACGGAAAUGAAAACACUCGGCUCGUAUGUCUUCGCGGAAGCUGCGCAGACGGCGCUCCUGUUCACGACCCCCGUGCUCACCACGCUCGUGUCUUUCUUUACGUACACGAUCGUGAUGCGGGAAACACUCAGCGUGAGUAAAAUCUUCACGGCCAUGUCACUCUUCGCGCUGCUCAAGUACCCCAUGAUGGGCCUCCCCCAGGCCAUCGUUGCGUUCAUGCAAGCGUUUGUGGCCGUCGAACGCAUGGAGGAAUUCUUGACAUUAGAAGACAAGCCCGUCGUUGACAACGUUUCCCCUGAAAUCUCCACACUCCCUUCAAUUGAAGUGUCCGAUGCCACGUUUGGUUGGGACGCGUCGACGAGCAUCUUCCGCAACGUGUCGCUCGCGAUCGACCGUGGAGAAUUGGUGGUGCUCCAUGGCGCGGUAAGUCAAGGAAAGUCCUCGCUUUGUGCUGCCCUUCUUGGCGAGAUGGUCACUCAACGCGGGACUGUCGCCAUUCGUGGGGCCGUCGCGUACGUGCCGCAGCAGCCGUGGAUCCAGCACAUGACGAUCCGAGACAACAUUUUGUUCGGCUUGCCGUUUGACCGUGUCAAGUACAACCGCGUUAUCGAGGCAUGUGCGCUGACGAGUGAUUUUGCAUCGCUUCCUGCUGGCGAUCGCAUGGAAAUCGGACAGAGAGGUGUCAACUUGUCGGGUGGCCAGCAGGCGCGCAUCAGUUUGGCCCGUGCUUGCUACACCGACGCUGAUAUCUUCAUCUUGGACGCUCCGUUGGCCGCCAUGGAUGCGGCAGUACAACGCCAGGUCUUCUCCAAGUGCAUUCUUGGGCUUCUCGCCACCAAGACGGUUGUCCUGGUCACACACAACCCGGCCUGGAUCGCGUCGCCAGCCGUGCACCGGACGCUGGAGCUUGUGGACAACGGCACUAUUGUUGACAACGUCGUGUUACCUAAGCAUCUAGAGCCAGAAGAGGAACCCGUUCCAGCACGGACGCCGCCGCCGGCAUCUCGCGAAUGCACAUCGAAUCCCUCGAUUCCCGCAGCACUCGUCGAAGGCACGUUGCGAUCGCCAGUUGCUGCGCUUGCGGACACGCCGCUACACCAUGACUUUGAUCAAGGCCAUAUCGAAGCACAGCAAAUUUUGACUGGAAAGCUGAUCGCUGAGGAAGCACGAAGCAAAGGGCGGGUCAGCAAAGCCGUUGUUUGGACGUAUGGCCAAGCGUGUGGUGGCUGGCCUGUCCUGGUCGUCCUGGGUUCGCUUCUCGUAUCGUACUCUGGGGUGCAAGUCGCGAGUGAUUUGUGGCUAUCAAAAUGGAGCAACACGGCAGCGAACGUGACUCCCGAGAUAUUCUUGGCCGAGUCCAGCUACUACCUGACCAUCUAUAGCCUUCUUGUCCUGACGGGAUGCGGCGUCGCGGUUGGUCGCGCCUUCCUGGCCUGGGCUGCUGGACUGUCUGCGUCCCGCGUGCUGUUUUCCCGGAUGACGACGGCGCUGUUCCGCGCUCCCAUGGCUUUCUUCGACACGAAUCCCGUCGGCCGAGUCUUGAAUCGAUACGGCAAUGACCUGACAGCUAUCGACACGCGGAUUCCAAGCCUCAUUGGCGCCUUCUUCACGCUUGCCGUAUCGAGUGCUUUCACGGUGGGCACAACUGUGUGGGCAAUGAAGAGCAUGGCGGUCUUGAUCUGCCCCCUUCUCGUGUACUACUACCGGAUGGCGUUGUUCUAUCUCGAAUCUGCCCGCGCCAUCGAACGCAUCCAUACCGUGACCAAGUCGCCGCUGUUGAACUUGACGGCGGAAAUCAUUGACGACGCGCACGUUGUCCGCGCGAAUGGACAACACCACGUCGACCGCCUCGUUCUUGUCCAUCACGCCAAUGUCGAUCGGAACAAUCAAGCGUUCUUUACAGCACAGGUGGCCAACCAGUGGUUCCACCUCCGCACGCAGCUCUUCAGCGCGUGCAUGAUGCUUGGCCUUGGGUUGACGCUGGUCGUCAUGCGAAUGUACUUGAGCCCGGGCAUCGUUGGGCUCGUCCUGAGCUACACCUUCCAGAUCUUUCCGGUGCUCGAAAUGGUCGUGUUUCUCUGGUCAAACUUGGAAACCCAAAUGGUCGCCGCCGAGCGUGUCGUCGAGUACACGGCUCUGCCGAGUGAGCCGAUGCGAGUCGUCCCGGGUGCAGUUGCCGCGACGUGGCCGGUCCACGGUGAGAUCGAGUUUGACAACGUGAGCUUUCGAUACAAGCCGACCGACCCGUUGGUACUCAAGCACGUGUCCGUGCGCAUUGCAGGGGGCGAACACGUCGGUCUUGUUGGCCGCACGGGAGCCGGCAAGUCGAGUUUGACGAUGGCGCUGUUUCGCAUGCACAACGUGGCCAGCGGAGUGAUUCGAAUCGAUGGCGUCGACAUUGCCUCAGUUGGCAUGCACACUGUGCGAAGUCGGAUGGCCAUCGUUCCGCAGAGCCCAGUCCUAUUUCAAGGCACGGUGCGGAUGUACUUGGAUCCGAACGACGACUUUACAGACGACCGACUGUGGGCAAGUUUGCGCAAAGUGCACCUGGCCCACCGGUUUGAGGCAGUGGGUGGGAAGAAGCUGGAGUGGUCUGUGAAUGAGGGCGGGUCCAACUAUAGUGUGGGCGAGCGUCAGAUUCUGUGCUUGGCUCGGGCGCUGCUCCGCCAAGCCAAAGUUGUCGUCAUGGACGAAGCCACUGCAGCUACAGAUGCGGCGACCGACGACCGUCUGCAACACAUCAUUCGCACUGAGUUCCAGCAUUCGACGGUGCUCAUCAUCGCGCAUCGUCUGUCCUCGGUGCGUCACUGCGACCGCAUCAUGGUGUUUGAAAACGGCCGUGUCGUCCAAUGCGAUUCCCCCGAUGCCCUACUUGUCCAAGAGAAAGGAGUCUUCCACGACUUGUGUCGACGUGGCGUUGUCGAACAGGGGCAGAAAGUGGACAUUCUAACCAACUCCUGAUCGUUGAA